AUGCGCGCUGGGGUGAGCAACGUCACGGGGAAGGCGGAGCUCUGGGCAGCAACUGGUCGUGUCGAUCCGGAUGCAUCGUUGUGGCCGCGCGAUGGUGUGCCUUCCACCGUCGAGAAAGUUGUAACUUUGGAUUUGCUGAUGAAGAAGUCGGUCUCAGAAGGGAGAGCGUUCAUUGCGCACAUCGCCGUCAACGGCCAUGAGCACGCCGUUUUGCUGGGGGCCAAGAAGUCUCUCAAGAAAAAAUUAAUACGGUUUCUCAUAUUUGAAGUCUCGGAGUAUUGGGAGCCAGCAGGUCACAACCUGGGCGCAUCGGUGCAGUUGCUUUGGAACAAGGGCUACGCCUGCUUCGCACUGCUACCCCAGCCAGUGCCACUUUCGGGGCCAUUCUUGAGCGAGGCCCUCAGCGUCGGCGACGGAGGACCCGUGUGGUUCAACGUUUUGUGCGCCCGGAUCGACGAUCAGGGGCUCCGCCGCGUGCUUCUUGCUUUGGACCCCGAGGCUCCAGACUUCUUCGGACAAUAUGCUGGCCCGGGCAACGGCAGCUCGUAA
Prorocentrum cordatum is the source of this 549-nucleotide messenger RNA. The record is from the annotation of a GenBank genome assembly. NCBI's taxonomy places the organism in Eukaryota, Dinophyceae, Prorocentrales, Prorocentraceae.